Messenger RNA from Tribolium madens (black flour beetle), 1185 nucleotides. Its product is annotated as odorant receptor Or1-like. Gene Ontology annotation, biological process: sensory perception of smell; detection of chemical stimulus involved in sensory perception of smell. Gene Ontology annotation, molecular function: odorant binding; olfactory receptor activity. The coding region runs from base 1 to 1185 and encodes 394 amino acids. Gene Ontology annotation, cellular component: plasma membrane. The transcript has 4 exons. NCBI's taxonomy places the organism in Eukaryota, Metazoa, Arthropoda, Insecta, Coleoptera, Tenebrionidae. The record is from RefSeq and is a predicted model, not a curated record.
AUGGACAACACUGACAUAGAUUUAACAGAAUUUGUGAUAUUCAACAUAAAUAGUAUGCACUUUUUUGGAUACUUUUUACCCGAAUUUGCUAAAAACUCAAAAAAGAAAAUCUUUUAUGUAAUUUAUGCUGUCACAUUUGUGGGAACAACUUUUGGAUUAUCUCUAGUAAGUGAAAUCGCCAAUAUGAUAAAUUCUUUCGGCGAUAUUGAAAGAAUGACAGACGCAUCUUUUCUACUUUUGACAAAUUUAGUACAGUGUUUUAAAAUGUACUCAUUUAUAAAUCACGGACCAAGAGUAUGGAAUCUGAUCCACAGCAUGAAUAGCAUAGGUUUUAAACCGAAAAAUAUAGAACAACGCAUCAUUCUCGUCAAGGAAAUCACAAUGUCGAAACGAAUUUCUAAAACGUUCUUCAUGGCUUGUACAAUUGUUUGUUCUUUAUGGGGUAUUUCUCCGUUUAUUGAUAGAGGAAGUUAUGAAAAACUUAGGUUGCCAUUAAGUGGUUGGUACCCUUAUUCAACUGAUACAUCUCCGGCUUAUGAGAUUACGUAUGCUUAUCAAACUUUAACAACAUGGAUAAAUGGGUUGGCAGAUGUGGCAAUGGAUACUUUCAUGUCGGGUAUUAUCAUGGUUAUUGCUGCGGAACUUAGUUUACUUAAUGACUCUCUGAAAAAUCUUACUAAAGGGUGCAAAACUGAUUCACUUCGAGAUCGAAAGAAAGCUAACAUGAAUUUGAUUGAGUGUGUUAUUCAUUAUAAAACCAUAAUACGGUUUGCGGAUGAAGUGACUAAUCUUUUCACUUUUUCCAUCACAGCUCAGUUUAUAAUUGGUGUAAUAAUCGUUUGUGUUUCUUUAUUUCAAAUGACUUUGGUAUCAGUAAUGAGUUUUAAGUUUGUUUCAAUGUUACUGUAUCAGGGUUGUGUUUUGAUGGAAAUAUUCUUGUGGUGUUAUUACGGCAAUGAAAUUAUUUUGAAAAGCGAUGAACUCACCCGAUCCGCUUAUAUGUGUGAAUGGAUUGAAGAAUCGAGACAAUUUAAAAAGAAUUUAAUAUUUUUUAUGACACGUACACAAUUUCCCCUCAAACUUUACGCUUCAGGAUACUUCACUUUGUCUCUUGAAACUUUCACUGCUGUUGUCAAAUCGUCAUGGUCGUACUUUGCAGUUCUAAAUCAAGUCCAUUCGAAAUAA